Messenger RNA from Clarias gariepinus (North African catfish), 1208 nucleotides. Its product is annotated as polyadenylate-binding protein-interacting protein 2B-like. Gene Ontology annotation, biological process: negative regulation of translational initiation. Gene Ontology annotation, cellular component: cytoplasm. NCBI's taxonomy places the organism in Eukaryota, Metazoa, Chordata, Actinopteri, Siluriformes, Clariidae. Gene Ontology annotation, molecular function: mRNA regulatory element binding translation repressor activity. The coding region runs from base 154 to 558 and encodes 134 amino acids. The transcript is spliced from 4 exons. The record is from RefSeq and is a predicted model, not a curated record.
UCCCACAGACCACAUGACCAUCGCGUCCCUGAGUGCAUUUAGCCAACAGCAGUUAGUUAUAGCUACACAACUACCGUGAGAGUGAAGGAAUUAUCUCUCUGCGCUUUGUGCACGAUUGACUUCUGAGGAUUUUGACGGACUAGAGAGAACGCCAUGCCAGAGCCGACGGAUCUGAACGGGACUGAUCUGACAAAGACACUGGGGGGUGGGGCUCCAGGAAAAGACGGAAAAGACUCCGUGACCAAUGGCCACGCAGAGGGAGACGUCAACCCUUUUGCAGAGUACAUGUGGAUGGAGAAUGAGGAGGAAUACAACCGACAGGUAGAGGAGGAGCUGUUGGAGCAGGAGUUUUUGGAGCGCUGUUUCCAGGAAAUGUUGGAUGAGGAGGAUCAGGAUUGGUUUAUUCCAGCAAGAGACCUUCCUCCAGGCAUGGGACAGAUUCAGCAGCAGUUCAACGGCCUAUCUGUCAGCGACAGCAACAGCAACACAGAGGAGAUUGUGCGCAAGAGCAGCUUAAACCCUGAAGCCAAGGAGUUCGUCCCUGGAGUGAAAUACUAGGGAUCAUCCUCACCCUCUGGAGUGGAGCCCUCUCACAAGCACAUACAGAGACUUUUUUUGGCUGAAAUUGACACAGCCAUGUAUAUGCUCAUAAAUAUGUACACACAGCUGUGAGGGGCUGGAGGAGGAGGGUGAGGGUUUUUGGGGUGGGGGGCGGGAGGAGGGUUUCUCUAUAAGCUUUUUAUUUUUCCAUUUGUUACAUGUAAACCAAGGGCAGGGAGUUUAGACGCAGCCUCUAGGAGGUGCCAUGGCAACCUAACAUUGUACUCGAUUCAGAGCCGUUUUAUUUCUUUCUAUCGAUAAGCCGAGAAGACCGAUCACCCCAGCUCUCACUUAGAAGUCCGUGCCUGAAUAUGUAUUUACUUUCUUCUUGCCUGAUUUUCUUUCUUUUCUUUUUUUUAAACAACGGAGGUUUAUGUUUGGCUGGGAUAACCGUGCCUCCCUAACUGGGAGUGGAUGUGGGUUUGGGGUGUGACUGGAUGUAAAGUGGUUCACUGGAUAACAGGCCAGUUUGAGUAGAAUGGCAAGUAAAAGCUAUGGAGGUUUUCACAUGAAAACGUUAUUUGACUUUGAGUAGGAAUUCUUACAAGCAAAAAUUACAGUUAUUUGAAACAAAAAGAAAAAAAAAGUAAAUAAAAUUCAAAAAUGUU